Messenger RNA from Pseudo-nitzschia multistriata, 1205 nucleotides. Lineage: Eukaryota; Bacillariophyta; Bacillariophyceae; Bacillariales; Bacillariaceae. The record is from the annotation of a GenBank genome assembly.
AUACGGUAAAUCAAAACGAGCAUAAAUUGAAGUAGUACUACUCAGAAACAAAACGUGACUUUGUCAAAGAUGAUGCAAAGGUAUUUUCUGAUUAUUGCAAGCACAAUACUAUCGGCACUGAUCUGUGUCGAUAUUGCCGUUGUCGAUGCGAGGGAGCUGUUCGAAUCCUUCAACGGCAGGAUCGGCCCCGAUUCGUCGUCGUGGUUUGAACCCUCGCUAUGGAAYGGAAAGGGAAAGGUUCCGACGCAGAAUGAUGCUGUCGUUUUCGAUGAAUCCGAUACGUAUGCAGCCAUUGAUAAGAAAGACAUYGUUGCCAGUGUAUCGGAGCUCAUCAUCGGCAGAUCUGCAUCUUCCGAUUCCAUUGGGUCUGUUCAACUCGACUUGUUGUCGCAGACAAAAUUGGCAGUUCAGCAAGACAUGACUAUUGGUGAACUCGAGGGUAGCGAUGGGUCCGUAUACGUCGAUGACAAUGCUUCGAUUGCUGUCGAAGGAAGUUUGACCGUCGGAUCCGGCGGGAAUGGUCUCUUGGUGUUGGCCAAAAAAGCUUCAAUCCGAACAGGGAACCUUAGUGUCCGUGGUGACAACAGUGGAGGUGGAAGCAAAAUUGUAAUGGGCGUUGCAUCAACGCUAACGGUUGCAGGUGAUAAGCGUACUAUGGUGAAUGAAAUGAUUGAGAAUGGACUGAUUGUMAAAGAAACAAUGGAUUCUACAGCAACACUGAAGGUCGGCACAACGGACGGCAACACGGUCGUCACGGUGGCCACAGAACCCCCCGAACCCCCCAUAUCGUGCGAAAACCGAGGUCUCAAAUACAGAAAUCAAGGAAGGAAAAAUUGCAAGUGGGUUGCCAAGAAAAAGAACAAACGCUGUAAGCUAUCGUGGAAGAAGGAGAAACUUAGCGCUUGGUGUCCAGGUUCUUGCAACAAGUCAUGCAUUGAUGACGGUGACGGGAAUAAUCCAUGUGCCGAUGGAACUUUGAAAUAUAAAAACAUUAAGAAGAAAAAUUGUAGAUGGGUCAAAAGACUCACAAGAUCUCGGUGCAAGUUACAGGUAUCGGACGGGGUCAAAGUUUCAGAAAUCUGCAAAAAAACUUGCGGCAAAUGCUAACUUUUACUCUGCGAAGGCAAAGUUCACYACUCAUGGAAAAAAAUCAAUCAAUGAAUUUAAUAAGAUCAGUAUUUAUGUUCGGCAUYAACAGCUUUAUA